Corythoichthys intestinalis (scribbled pipefish) is the source of this 2766-nucleotide messenger RNA. RefSeq names its product CDC42 effector protein (Rho GTPase binding) 4b (gene cdc42ep4b). The transcript is spliced from 2 exons. Gene Ontology annotation, biological process: positive regulation of actin filament polymerization; regulation of cell shape; positive regulation of pseudopodium assembly. Gene Ontology annotation, cellular component: cytoplasm; membrane. Bases 324 to 1289 code for a protein of 321 amino acids. The record is from RefSeq and is a predicted model, not a curated record. Gene Ontology annotation, molecular function: small GTPase binding. NCBI's taxonomy places the organism in Eukaryota, Metazoa, Chordata, Actinopteri, Syngnathiformes, Syngnathidae.
ACGCUCACAAGCAGACGGAGACGCGGAACAACGCACGCAGAAAGGCUAGGCUACCCCCGCCACAGAAUCACAACGUCCACUCCUUCCUUUCUCCCUUUCUGGUUCACUCGGCGACGGGCACAAGUUGUGGAUUUAUACUGUAGAAGUUUCUCUUGCCGGACAUCAGCUGAAGGCUGAUCCACGACAUUGCAAGUGUGAGUACCAAAAUGGCUGCUCAAAUUCCAAAGAACGUUGACAGUCUUUGACAAAGUCACCCCAAAGGUACUAGAGGAUUUGUAGACUCUCAAAACAUCAACUCCUUGCGCACAAAAAAAGGGUCCAUCAUGCCGAUCCUCAAGCAGCUGGUCCACUCCACCCAGUCAAAGCGGCGUUCUCGCGCUGACCUGACGGCAGAGAUGAUCAGCGCACCUCUGGGUGACUUCCGGCAUACCAUGCACGUGGGGCGCGGUGGUGACGCUUUUGGUGACACGUCCUUUCUCAGCACGCGCUCAGGUGAGGCUCCACCCCCUGAUACCAAGCGCGGUUCUCCGGGCUCCAAGCCAUCGCUGCUGGCCCGCACCUUCCGGGCCAGCAAGCGCUCACACUCUGUCAACCGCGGGGAUGGGUAUGAGUACAGCGCCGCUGCGCCCACCGGAUCAGCUAACUUUGUGAAAAACGCUAUUUCCCUGCCGUAUCUCAAUCGUCAUGAAAGCGAAGGGAGAACGCGGGUGCCCGCUGUCUCCGAAAGCACGUUGGUCAACGGUUCGGCGGCCAUUGCCACCUUUGACACAGAAUUUGACGAACGCAAUUUUGGCGAGCUUUCUGAGCUUCCGCCUUCCCUGCCCAAGAGCGGCGGUGGAAUGAAGCACGCCGAGUCCAUGAUGUCCUUCCACGUGGAUCUGGGCCCUUCCAUGUUGGGUGACAUUCUGAGCGUGAUGGAGAAGAAAGGCUUUGAGGAUGACGACCUCGGCUACGAGGAAGGCAAGGGCAGCGAGGGCCACAGUUCACCUGCCCACAUCCCUCUAAUCGAUGACGACCCCAUUGUUGAGGAACGCCGCCCACCUGCCAGGCCGCCUCGCAUGAUGAUCUACCAACAGAAGGCCAUGGUGACUCCUUACAGCCCUGAGCUUCAUACCAGGAACAACCACCAGCACCUGGAUAGCUGUUCCGUAUCCAGCUCUGGUUCUACCACCGAAGAAAAAACACCCUACAUUCACCACAACGACACAGACAGUGCCAAGUACAGUUCGCCACGCGGGGAGGAUGACUUCUCUUUCAUGGACGAUGAUGACGAUGAGAUCAGAGUUUAAGACCUGGGCGCCGUCGCCAAACGAUUUUCACCGAUUAACUGAACCUACUUUACAAACGGACCUCGGUUACGACAUCCAAUACUGUCGCUUGUCUUAAGACCUCGUCCAUCAACGACUCCGCUUUGGAACACAAUGUCAUAUUGAAACAGAAAGUGAAAUCUGUGGCUCAGAAUGUUGUCAAGAGGGCUAGUUGGGUACUUUGGAUCUUGUGUGGAAUUCGCAUGUUGUUCCUAGUUUGCGUGGGUAUUCCUUCCCACAUUCCAAAUGCAAGCAUGUUAAGCCCCUUUCAGACAUACCCUGAACUCUGGUUAAUUCCCGGGAUUUAAACGGGUAGCCCUUAUGUCUGAAAGCAAUUUCUCUGGUCUACUGACACGGACAUGAACCAGGUUGUGUCCUAGUAUAAUGUCCGAGAUUUACUCGUGACGCGGCAUGUGUGAAAGCAGCUGUUUCAUUGCAGGGGCACAGCACGAAUAUUGAUGACGUAAAUAUCAUGUCGGGCUGAUCGUCUUCCUAAGCGGUAAACAAACAUCGCAAUUAUCAACAUGGCGAACUGAAAAGAUGGCUAAAUUAAACCUGAAACAUAGUGAAAUUGAAUGGCUACUGGAUCUUAGAGCCAAGGAAGAGACAGUCUCUCAUCCAUCUUUGGAAAUGUGUGGUUUAUUUUGUUGCCAAACCAAAUAAAAAUGAUAUAAUGUCCGGGUUAUAAAAUCCUGCUCCCCGGACAGAGCACACCGAGUCACUAACACGGGACAAAUCUGACAGUGUCCAACCCUGUUAAUUCCCGGUACAUCUCCACACGUCUUAAAGCCAUGACAUGGGUUAAUCCCGCGUCAUCGUACACGGGGAUUUAGCAGGAUAUAAGUCUGAAAGGGGCUUUAUACUCAUUGAAGACUCUGUCUGUGCUGGAUCAGUUGGAACAAAGACCAGGACCCACUACGGCCCCUGAGGACUGGUUUGCCCACCCCUGCUCUAAAUUGUCCUUUGUUGAGAAUGUGUCUUUGAAUGGCAGUCUAGAUGUACGCGGUCUCCCAGCCAAAGACAGCUGGGAUAGGUUCACUCGCGACCCAAAUGAGAAGCACUGUAGUCUUAGUCUUAAAAAAAAGUAGGGUGUCCAAUUGCACUUGAAAUUAGUUGCAUCUUAAGACCUUUUACAGAAUAACAGAAUGUUAAAAAAUUAUAAUAAUAAAAAAAAAAAAAUGUGUAUGGGAUUUGGUGGUGGCAGUGUAUACGUCAUUAGCUAACGCGACACAAAAUGGCCUCCAAAGGGAAGAUUCUCUCUCAAAGGGACGUCAUUAUGACAGUAUUCGCUUCAGGACAAAACUGAGAAUCAACUAAUCAACGGACGCGCAUUUAGGUUCAGCGUUCAUCACCCUGCCAGAAAGUUACUCACCACUCAAUUUUAGGUACACCCACGUUCAAAAGCAAUAGCUUUGUAACGAUUAACAUUAAAAAAAAAAAAAAAAAAAAAAAAAAACAG